Plectropomus leopardus (leopard coralgrouper) is the source of this 1353-nucleotide messenger RNA. RefSeq lists its product as uncharacterized. Lineage: Eukaryota; Metazoa; Chordata; Actinopteri; Perciformes; Serranidae. The record is from RefSeq and is a predicted model, not a curated record.
GAAAACUGACCUUAACUGUUGUUUUUUUCCGUCUAUAGAAAAUAAGAUGGGUGACCUAUUGGUUCAGGCUUCAAAAUACAACCUUGUUCUUCUACACGCAGAAGAACGGCAGCGCUUCACAUUUGAGAGGCUACUACUACAUUUACACGGUGCAGUCAGUACGAAAGGUCCAGAGGGUGGACAGUAAGCGCUUUAUGUUUGAGAUCAUCAUGACCAAUGGAAAGAGGAAAGUGUUGGCAGCAGAGACAGCAGCUCUCAGAGAAGAGUGGGUACGACACUUGUGGCAAGCCAUGAAUCUUUCUACGUCUGUAUUGUCAGAGUCCAGAAGCACACGGCUUGAAGUGUGUGAGCAGCGAGAGAGAUUAAACAGCAGCGUACCCGUCGGCUCACACAGUGACAGCGUGAUGGAGUUGCUGCCUGCUCGGCCCCUCUCUGCUCCUGAUCCCACGGGCCACAUCCUCCACGAGACCCCUGUCUGCCCGUCUGAGGCGCUGAUCAGCGAGGAGGCCACGUACCAAAACACACAGCCACUCUGUAGCCACCAGCAUCACAGUGGUGAACAUCUCAACGGUUCUCAGGGGUCCAGUGUGUUGAACAAUGCAGAGUCCAUGCAAGAAGGAGACUAUGACAUUUUACCACUCAGAAACAGUCUCAAUGGUUCUCCGUGGUCCAGAGGGUUGAACAAUGCGGAGGGCAGACCAGAAGCAGAUUAUGACAUUUUACCACUUAGAAAUAAGGUAUUUGAGGUCAACGCUUCUGCAGGGACGGACGAGGGCGUGUACGACUUUCCCCUCUCAUACAGGAGGACUGCUGAACAUCCCAACCCCACAGAGAGCAUCUAUGAUGUGCCGAGCUCUCUUCUGAGGAGGAUGCCUGAUCACACUUUAGAAAAUCAACCGGACGACGGCGUCUACUGGAGGAUAUGAGGUCCAGUUUGAGGACACCAGACAGGAGGGAAGCGGCAGCCUCGUCUGACUCACCAUACAUGCAAGUUUUGGACCAGACACAAUUCUUCACACAGAAGGUGGUUGCUGCCUAAUAUCUCCUAAGUCUAAGUAACAUUUUUCUACCCUGUUAAACUUUUAAAUGCAAAACAACAUGCACAGCCACAACAGACAGGUUAGGUUCAGGUAUUUAUUUCAGCUACAGAGAACCACAGUCAUUUCUAACAAUAGAGAACACGCUGUACAGAAAUGUCAACACACGCUCUGUGGGUCAGUCACACUGUAGUUCACAACUGUAAAAUGACUUAUUGACAUGUCACCUGCUUCACAGUUUCAAAGUAUACACCACCAAACAUAUUGCUGUAUUACACACUUUGGACUGGUUUGAAUGGGAAUGGUUUGAGCUUGG